AUGGGAGUGACCAAAAUAGGACCAGGGAGAUCUAUUUUUAGAGAUCCAGAUUCUGACGACGGAAAAUGGCACGUUCUAGUGGAUUGGCAUCGAGCCAAUGGAAAAUCUUCAUCCACAUUAAGAUCAAGUGAUUCCUAUGGUCUUGCGCUUGAACAAAAUCGACUUAACAGCAAGAAUGAUAUUGAUUUCAACUUGUCCGAUCUCGGGGAUCACGCGUGUUUCAAAAAUCUUGAUAUACCUGGUCAUAUCUUCCCCGAACGACCUCCUCAUGGCUCCAAAUAUGCAGUAACCUGUGUCUCAGGAAACGGCCCAAUGUCCCAGGGGUUUGAAUGCAUGAACCGAGACCUGGCAACCUUCUGCCCCAAAGAGGUUAGCUCCCCGGCGCCUCAGCCUGCCUCCUAUGCCACAAUCGGUUCCUGGGCAACCGGGAUUCCCGCUAUAUAUCCCGCCCACUUUUCGCUUGCUUCUGAAGAUUUCCCUCUUCUUCUGGCUGAGCAAGUGCCAUUUGGUCCAAUCCCUGACGCUAAACCUGAAACAUCUGCAAGACUCUUCCCUCAUUUCUCCUCCGGGUCCAGUGAGCGCCCGCAGGUGACGGGAAAAAUGGCAACGGAGUCCACUUUGGGGCGCCAAGCUUCUGGGGAUCUGCUGUCAGCCGUGCCAAGGAUCUCGCCUCCCCGGACCCAAAGCUUUAAUUCUGCCGCCACACUCACACGCAUAAGUAGCGAGUCUUUGCCGGACAUCGUUCAUAUCCAAAGUUCUCCCGGAUCGCCGAAUUCUCUAGCAUCGCAAUAUAUAUCGACUGCAGCAGCAGCAGCAGCCACUAUGUUCAACCCAAGACACCAACGAUCUGUCUCCGAUUAUGGUCCUGUCACAUACACUCCAAGGACACACAAAGUGAGUAAGGCAAAGAAAGGGAAACUAGUCCAUCGAUGUGAAUAUCCAGGGUGCAAUAAGCUCUUCUCAAGAGCCGAACACGUACGGCGCCAUGCGUCGAAACAUGAUCCAGCCGCCGUUAUUCGAUGCGAGGUAGAAGGGUGUGGCAAGACAUUCACUCGCAAAGAUUUGCGUGUGCGGCAUAUGGAAAACAAACACAGCGAUAUACUGGGUUCUCGGACAGCCAGCCUUCGUAGUGAUCGUCACUUGACAUCGAGCCCAGCCACCACGGCUUCAGAGCCCCAUGGUCUCAUGUCACCUGUGCCAUUUCAUCACCGGCAUGCGUCUGUUCCAGCAGUGUCCCAUGAGGCGAAUUCAAUGUCGAUUGGUUCCCUGGUGCAACCGGGGACACAGCCCGAUUUUGGGAAUGAGUACUCGGUGUCGGUGUGGAGCGAGAAUGAGAGCGACUUGGCUAGGGGGGGAAUAUUUUCAGCUUUGCCUCAUGUCAAUUCUGAUGAUGCCAUAUACUCUUCGCCUGAUAGUUGCCAGUCUCCGUCACCUGAUGUACACCCUUUUCGGUUCCCGCAGCAUACCCCAAUCAUGGACCAGUCUUUCUCGGAAUCAUUUUAUCACCCACAAUUGGCCGGGCCGUCUCUCACGUUGGCCUCUACAGUUUCCGACUGGACUCCCCUGGAGGCAGGGGCCACCACAUCACAGAUGUUGCCUCUCUCCGUUGAAGGUGAUAUCCUUCAAACGCCAUACCAGUUCCAAUACUCUUCUCCGGACUGCUGGACGGAGAUGAGUGGUAUGCCAUGCGACGCACACGUACUUCCACCCCCAGUCUCAUUGCAGGAAAUGUACGAUUCGCGGCCUAACGCAAAAGAGAACUCUCUAACCCUGUUAGAGGCAUGUCUUAAUCUUCUCUCACAGAGAAAACCAAUAACAAUACGCUCUCCAAUAUCUGAUAUAUUCACGCUGUAUUUCUACUUGAAUACCUCUCGAAAUAUCGAUCCAGGAGAGCUGAUGUUACGAUAUCUCCUCGUUUUUAAGAGUUUAUAUGGCGCUUUUAUUCAAAAUCGCCAUUUGGCAUCAAAGAACCCACUUGCUGUCUUCAAUACCCUUUCCGACGACGAAAUGCCAGACGGCCUGACGAAAGCCGCUUUGGCUCUUGAUCCAUUCCGGUCGAAUCUCAUUCUCUCCUAUGUCUUGCUUACCAAUAUGCGAUCGACGGAUUUGGAGCUGUCGCUAGAGCCGUUUAUCGAGAGGUUGCGACAAGGAAAGACCGAAAAGCAUCACAUGGAACGGACCGAACCUCCUGGUUCUUCAAGGAAAUUAAACCAUACACUUCUUGCAUACCACACUCUCCUCGCCGCAUAUCGUACUCCAUUGAAAGCUCUUCUGAUAGUUAGCGGCGAAUCUUGGUGGGUGUCCGACACUGGUGAGCUGAAAAAGGCAGUUUGGCACGCAGUGCGGGUCCUGGAACACGCAAUCGACGAUCCAGAAUUGGGAUGUAACCAAGAUUCAAAUAUUCCUAAUUCUGGUCUUUGCAAUUGUUUCGCUUGUCUCAACGCCAGAGAGGAUUGUUCUGUUCCAGUGAUGCCAGAGGGCCAUUGUCCCCAUGUCCCAUUUCCAGCACCAGUAUAUCCAGAAGCCACCGCAACCCUCACAACAGCUAAUGGAGCCAAGGCAAUCACCUCAUUGCAUGCCAACUGGGUUUUGUACAUAUGUGGGCUCAUAUGUUGGGCCUAUGUCAUGGAUAAUAUAACGCCAGCGACAGAUGACUCUGCGCUUCCUCCAGUUUUCCUGAAAUCCUAUAUUUCUAUAUUUACGCUCCUUGCGCCAUCGUGGUCCCAAAUAUCACGCAGCUCCAUACCUGAUCACACUCGGCGCAAUACCAGCGGGCUACUUGAAUACAUACGCACUAGAUGGCUACAGGCCUCAGGCGGGCUCCUGAACGAAGGAGAGAUGGUCGUACGCCGACUCACCGAGCAGCGGAAAUCCAAAUAG
Messenger RNA from Paracoccidioides brasiliensis Pb18, 2880 nucleotides. RefSeq lists its product as uncharacterized. Gene Ontology annotation, cellular component: chromatin. The transcript has 15 exons. Gene Ontology annotation, molecular function: DNA-binding transcription factor activity, RNA polymerase II-specific; RNA polymerase II cis-regulatory region sequence-specific DNA binding. Gene Ontology annotation, biological process: regulation of transcription by RNA polymerase II. Bases 1 to 2880 code for a protein of 959 amino acids. The record is from RefSeq and is a predicted model, not a curated record.